Egretta garzetta (little egret) is the source of this 4221-nucleotide messenger RNA. RefSeq names its product POM121 transmembrane nucleoporin (gene POM121). Gene Ontology annotation, cellular component: nuclear pore. Bases 1 to 2778 code for a protein of 925 amino acids. Lineage: Eukaryota; Metazoa; Chordata; Aves; Pelecaniformes; Ardeidae. The record is from RefSeq and is a predicted model, not a curated record. Gene Ontology annotation, biological process: RNA export from nucleus; protein import into nucleus. Gene Ontology annotation, molecular function: structural constituent of nuclear pore. The transcript has 13 exons.
AUGGCGGCAGCCGGGGCAGGGGGGACCUCGCUUCAGGGAUCCCACCCCACUCAACGCUUCCCUUUGCCCUGCAGCCUGGAGCAGCUGAUCUUGCCCGUGGCCUUCCCAGCCAACAGCAGCCUGGACCCAUGUGCAAAAGAGACCGUGCUGAAUGCCAUCAAGGAGAGCAGGAAGAGGGCUGUGGAGGAGGAGGAGGAGGAGGAUGACCAGGCUUUUGGGAAUGACCAGGAGAGCAAGAGAAGGCGCCACGAUAGCAGUGGAAGUGGGCAGUCGGCGUUUGAGCCGCUGGUAGCCAACGGUGCCCCCGCCUCUCUCAUACCCAAGCCUGGCUCUCUGAAGAGGAGCCUUGUCUCACACUGCCCAGAUGACUGCUCAAACAAGAGGUCACGCACCUCUUCCAUGAGCUCCCUAAACAAUACGUAUGCUGGCGGGAUCCCUGGCUCCAUCCGCAACGCCAUCGCCAGCUCCUACAGCUCCAGCCGGGGCCUCUCCCAGCUGUGGAAGAGAAGUGGUGUGAGCGUGUCCCCACUGUCCAGCCCCGCGUCCUCCCGCUCCCAGACACCAGAGUGGCCUCUCAAGAAAACCAGGGAAGAGGAGUUGCAUCGCUCCAACACUUCCACUCCGGUGAAAUCGGACAAGGAGCUGCAGACAGAGAAAGUGGUGGAUACACCGGUGCGGAAGAAGCAGAAUUCCCUGAGCCCACCGUCCGUGUCGGGGAGCAGUGGGAAGCGCAAGCGGAAGAUCCAGUUGCUGUCGUCUCGCCGGGGGGACCAGCUGGCGCUGCCCCCACCACCUCAGCUGGGCUACUCCAUCACGUCGGAGGAUCUGGACGCGGAGAAGAAGGCGGCAUUGCAGUGGUUCAACAAAGUCUUGGAGGAUAAGGCUGAUGCAGUCCCCAGCACCACUGCAGAGACUACGCCCGUGUCCAGGCCGCUGGCAUUCACCGUGACCUCCCCAGGGCCUGUGCCUGCCUCAACAGCUCCUGCCCCAGCCAGCACCAACUCGCUCCUGGACAGCCUGAAGAAGAUGCAGAGCAGCCAGGCAGUGCCCGUGCCAGCCGAUUCCACUGGAGCUGUAGUAGCAUCCCAGCCGCCUUCAUCAGCUGCACAGCCACCCGCUCCUGCUGUAUCGCAGGAGUCGAGUUCUCUGCCUGCCACCUCUGUUGGCCCCCCCCUGCCCACUGCUGUGCCCACCACAACCCCCGUCUUCAAACCCAUCUUUGGUGCUUUGCCGAAAAGCGAGAGCACAGCACCCUGUACAGCUGCUGUCUCUGCCACAGUCACCGUGUCUGCGAGCUUGGGCCCUUCCUUGACAUCCUCCACCACCACCAUGUUCAAGCCUAUCUUUGGCAGCGUCACUGCAGCCUCAUCUCCAGCGAAGGCCUCUCCUUUUGCCUUCAAGCCAACAUCGCAGCCAGCCUCAGCCGCAGAUCUGCCAGCAGCCUCCAUGACUACCCUGGCAGGAUUCACAGGUCUCCCUAACGUCAUUUUCACCACCGCAGCUACGACUGCCACCACGCAGAGUUCCUCCACGGAUGCCACCAUUAAACCUGUCUUCAGUUUUGGACUCAACCCACCCACCUCCACUGGCCCCACCGCCAGCCUGACCGUCACUGCUGCCACGUCCACCAGCACGUCGCAGCCCUUCCUGUUCGGGGGCCCAGCCAGCUCAGCUCCCAGCACAGAAACCAGCUUUGCCACCCCAGGGCCUGUGUUCCAGUUUGGAAAGCCACCUCCAGCCACAGUCACUGCCACCACCACUGUCCCAGGAGGCCCUGCCUUUGGCCAAGCACCUUCAAACGCGACGGCUCCUACCACCACUGUGGGCUUUAGCAUAUUUGGGGGCACCACGCUGACCUCUUCUACCCCAACCACCACAGGUCAAGUGACGUUGACGUUUGGCUCCUCUGUUUCAGCUUUUGGCAGUUCCUUCAGCACAAGCACAAAGCCGCCGCCACCAUAUCCCAGUGCAGCAAGUCAGCCUGCCUUCAGCGCCAGUGCUGCGGAGAGCCAGCCGCCCUCCAGCAAGCCUGCAGCUGGCCCUGUCAGCUUUGUCCCCCCGUUCAGUUUUGGAGCCCCCACAGCCCAAUCCACUGCUCAGCCGGCAUUUGGCAGUGGUGCUCAGCCAGCCUUCGGCACAACCAGCGCCCAGAGCUCCUUCGGCACCAGCAGCACCCAGGCGGCAUUCGGGACCACCACGUCGGUCUUCUCUUUCGGGACAGCCACCUCCACCACUUCCAGCUUCGGUUCCACCACCCAGACCACGACCAGCAGCGCCGGCACUGCCGUCUUUGGCACCACCCCUUCUCCUUUCACCUUUGGGGCGACUGCCCAGCCGGGCCCCUCCGCCAGCACCUUUGGGAUCGGCACGCCCACCCUGAGCAGCGGCUCUCCCGCCGUGGCCUUCAGCUUCGGGGCUGGGCAGAGCGGGACAGCCCCAGCAGCAACACCAUUCGGCUCUUCCCUGACGCAGAGCGCACUAGGUGCACAGAAUCAGAGCACGCCCUUCGCCUUCACCGUGCCCAGCACACCCAACAACAAGCCCGUGUUCGGAGGAACUCCUGCGCCCACCUUUGGGCAAAGUACGCCUGUCCCAGGAGCAGUGGGGAGUGGAAGCAGUAGCCUUUCCUUCGGGACGCCCAGCACUCCUGCCUCGGGCUUCGGAGGAGUCGGCGCUUCCUUCGGUUCGUCCACCCCUGCUUUUUCCAUCGGAGCAGGAUCCAAGACGGGCUCUCCCCAGCGGCUGCAGGCACGGAGGCAGCACACCCGCAAAAAGUGACCUCCAGUGCUGCUGGGCCCCACCGCAUGCAUGGGAGGCUCCGGUCCAGCGUGGUCCCCGUGGCAGGACCAGUGGUGAUGGGGCCAGGCCUGUCUGAUGCCAGCCGGAGAGCGUGCUGGGUGGCAACAACCAGGGUGGGGCGGGAUAAACCAAACGCUUCUUACUUGAACAGUUCCGCAGCUGAGGCUGGAUGAACCUCUGUACAUAUCUGCAGCGUUUCCUCCCUCACUUUAUUUUGCCAUGUUUCAUAACGUGUAAAUUUUUCCCCGUUUGCUUCUUCUAGCUGUUCCCAUGCCCUCCUCCGCAGCCCCCACCAGUCAGCCCCCUGCCCCGCGGCAGGGCAGCCGGCAGAGCUGCAUGUCCCCGCUCGGAGCCCGGCUGGAGACAUGCUGUGUUCUGCCGGCUGUGGUUCCAGGCUGCUGGGGGAUGUCGUCUUCACCAGGUCCCGAAACCUUUCCCCAUUGUUUCAUCCCGUGGCCUGGUGAAUGCGCUCCCUCCGGAGGGCUCUGCUUCCUUGCCAUCCCUGCAGAACAUGAGCCGGGCUUAGUGCCAGCCUAGCCUGGGAGCCAGGCUUAGUGCCAGCCUGGCCUGGGGGCCUCAGUGCCGUGGGUGACCAGCCCAGCUUCUGCAGCUGAGUGAGGACCCCCUUGCUGUGACUUAAUCUCCCACCAGGCCUCCAGCUGAGGCUGCGCUGCAGCCUGGGCCCCCAGCUGGAGAUGUGGGGUGGGGAUGGGGGUCCCUCCACCCCUCUCCCGGUCACUGAGCAGCCCCCUGGCCCUCGCUGCUCCCCUGGCCUGCCGGCUCCCUCCUCCUCCCCCACCCCCCGCCACUUGUCUGAAGCCCCUUCUGUUUUGCUUUGUUCGUGUUCCCCUUUCGAUGCGCUCAUUGAAUCGAGUUUGGAGGAAGAACUGAACCGUGUGCGUGGCGGCAUGUUGGUAUUGCCGGAUUUGCUGUUUGGAGUUUCUUUUUCUGGGGGGGCGCUGGUCCCUUUGUGGGGGACACGCCCUGGCUAAUUGGGUGUUGACAGUAGCAUCACUGCGUGGCUACUCGUGCUGGGGGAGUUGUCCCUUUGUCAUUGUGACCGAAAGGCAGGCAGCUGGGGUGGGGGGGACGGGGCCUGGACCCCGAGGUGGGGGCUCCAGCCCUGGCAGUCUCUUCCCCUCCCUUCCCCUCUCUCCUGGUGCCCCUUCCCCACCUUGGGGUGCUCUGGAGCCGCUAGUGGAAGGAGUCCAGAGUGGAUGGGUUCCCCUCCCCAAAUCCAGAUUUAUUUUUUGUUUUUAGCUCAUCCCCAUCUUUUUGGAUUUUACCAGCUCCUAGGAGCUACGGUGCUGCCUCCCCUGUUCCCAUCCAGCCAGGAGCAGGGCCCUUCCCCUGCCUGGGAGCUCCUGCAGGAAGAGGCUGCUGGAGCCGGGGGUCUCCCAGAGCUGCCCCCACCCGCCCCGG